AUGCCUUCAAGCAAAGCUGCACUUCUCAACAAAAUUAAAUCUCUCAAGAGUUCAUCAUCAUCCUCAUCGGUCGCUUCAUCAUCGGAUGAGAGUAAAAAGAAAUCCUCAUCGCCCCAAGCUGAUGAUGGAGUGAAGAAAAACAAGACAUCCUCAUUGUCGGAACAGAAAAAACAGUCCGUAUUGCUUGCAACAGAAAAAACAAAGAAGGAACAAGAUAAGAAGAGAAAACAUAUUGAGGAAGAGAAUGAUGAUGAGGUUGAAUUGAUGGGAGCUGAUGAUAUUGAUUUAGAUGAAUAUGAAGAUGAUGAAUUUGAUGGGAAUGAUUUGAAUGGUGAUGAUGAAGAAGACAUCGAGGAAGAGGAUGAAUUCUUUACAUCAAAGAACAAGUCAAAAACAGCCUCCCGACAACAACCUUCCAAGAAACGAAAACAACAGGAGGAUGAAGACGAGGAAGACGACGAUGAAGAAGAGGCAAAUCCAUCCUCCAAAAAGAAAGUCUUUUCCGAAGAGAACUUCUUUGAGGACGAUGAUGAACAAGAUGACGACUUUUCCGAAUACACAGAAGAGGAACGACAACGAUUGCAACAACUCUCAGAGGCAGAACGACAACGAUUGGUACAAGUUGAAGAAGAGUCUCGAUUAGAAAUGGAGGAUGACGCAAAGAGACAGGAAAAGCCUACAGUCAUGUCCGAAUAUUUACAAGAUCAUGAAGAACUUCCUGAUACAGAGGAAGGUGAUAUCGGAAUUGCUGGUCUCACAGAAGACUUGACAAAAAUACACGAGCGUAUUCAAGAAAAUCUCUCAGUUUUGGCCAAUUUUAAAGAAUUAAGAGAGGAAGGAUUUUCACGUGAGGAUUAUCUUAAAUUAUUGAAGGCAGAUUUAUCACUUUAUUAUGGAUACAAUCCAGAAUUGAUUGAUGUUUUUGCUUCCAUGUUUUCUUUACCUGAAUUGAUUGAAUUUUUGGAAGCAAACGAAAAACCACGUCCGCUCACAAUCAGAAGCAACAUUUUGAAAACAAGAAGAAGAGAAUUGGCUCAAAAUUUAAUUAAUCGUGGUAUUAAUUUGGAUCCUCUCGAUAAAUGGUCAAAAGCAGGUUUAAAGAUUUAUGACGCCAACGUACCUGUCGGUGCCACUCCUGAAUAUUUAGCUGGUCACUACAUGUUACAGGGAGCCUCUUCAUUCUUACCAGUGAUGGCACUUGCUCCAAAAGAAAAUGAAAAAGUGAUUGAUAUGGCUGCUGCUCCUGGUGGUAAAACUACGUACUUGUCUGCUCUUAUGAAGAAUACUGGAGUGAUUUUUGCAAAUGACGUGAAUGUUGACCGUACUAAGGCUCUCAUUGCUAAUAUUCACAGAAUGGGUGCACGUAAUUGUAUUGUUGCAAAUUAUGAUGGUCGUGACUUGCCUAGUGUGCUGCCUACUAAGGUGGACAGAGUUUUGCUAGAUGCACCAUGUACUGGUUUGGGAGUUAUUUCUCGUGAUCCUUCUAUCAAAUCUCAAAAAGGAAAGAAGGACAUUGAACUUCUCUCCAAGUUGCAACGUGAAUUGAUAUUGGCAGCCAUCGAUUGUGUCGAUGCUGACUCUCCAACAGGUGGUUAUAUUGUCUAUUCUACUUGUAGUGUGAGUGUGGAGGAAAAUGAGGCAGUUGUCAAUUAUGCUCUCAAGAAGAGACAUGUGAAAAUUGUACCAACUGGACUUCAAUUUGGUAACCCAGGUUUCAUCAAAAUUGGAGAGCGUCAUUUUGAUCCAAGUUUGAAGUUAACCAUGCGUUAUUUCCCUCAUGUCCACAAUAUGGAUGGAUUUUAUGUAUGUAAAAUGAAAAAACUCAAGAAUGGUAAAAAACUUUCAGAAGAAGAACAAGAACGCGAAGAAAAAUUAAUUGAAAGAGAGAAGGAAGAAAAAGCCCAAGAAAAACAACGUAGAAUUAAGGAACAACAAGAACGUGAAGAAAAGAACAAGAAAUUAUUGGAGGAGGCUAUCAAGCUUGCAAAUGGCAACGAACAAGCGGGAAUUGAACUUUUCCACAAGAGAAAGGAAGAAUUGGCUCACCGAAAGAAAUUCAAAACAACAAAACGAGCUCAGGACAAAUUUAGACCCAUCCACGAACGAUCGAAAUCCAAGAAUAAGAAACAAAAGGGAGGAGCCGUUGUGAACUAUGUGUAA
This is a messenger RNA of Naegleria fowleri, 2160 nucleotides long. RefSeq lists its product as uncharacterized. Lineage: Eukaryota; Heterolobosea; Eutetramitea; Acrasida; Naegleriidae. The transcript has 2 exons. Bases 1 to 2160 code for a protein of 719 amino acids. Gene Ontology annotation, molecular function: RNA binding; rRNA (cytosine-C5-)-methyltransferase activity. Gene Ontology annotation, biological process: maturation of LSU-rRNA; rRNA base methylation. The record is from RefSeq and is a predicted model, not a curated record. Gene Ontology annotation, cellular component: nucleolus.